This is a messenger RNA of Micropterus salmoides (largemouth bass), 4834 nucleotides long. Its product is annotated as GTPase IMAP family member 8-like. Gene Ontology annotation, molecular function: GTP binding. The transcript has 6 exons. The coding region runs from base 147 to 3413 and encodes 1088 amino acids. The record is from RefSeq and is a predicted model, not a curated record. NCBI's taxonomy places the organism in Eukaryota, Metazoa, Chordata, Actinopteri, Centrarchiformes, Centrarchidae.
GUCUGCAGUAACCAAACUCCAUGUUGUCCUAAAAAUCCUUGUUUGAAUCUUGUGAUUAAGAUUUCCAUUCUACCUCUUCAGGCUCUCAAACCCAGCAGUUGGUUUCUAGUUGAAUUGGUCUCUGGUGUUUCCAGCAGAGUGACAUCAUGGCGUCUGCAGCAUCAGAUGAUCUGCUGCCUCUGAAACGCAGGAGCAGCAUGAGCGUCCUGCCUCCUCACAUGUCUGAGCUGAGGGUUGUUCUGCUGGGGAACAGCUGGUCUGAGAGGAGUUCAGUGGGGAACUUCAUACUGGGAGAGACUAAGUUCAACACUGAUGAAGAACCAGACGACUGUCUGACAGUCAGAGGACAGUUAAAAGAGAAAGAAAUAGUUCUCAUCAACACCCCAGAUCUGCUGCAUCCCAACAUCUCUCAACACAAACUGACAGAACAUGUGACAAACUUUGUGAGACUCUCUGAUCCUGGACCUCAUGUGUUCCUGCUGGUUCUACAGCCUGAAGACUUCACUGAGAAACACAAACUGAGGCUCUGCAGAGUCCUGAAACUCUUCAGUGAUCGAUCAUUUGAUCAUUCACUGGUUCUGAUAUCAACACCCAGAGAGGAGAGUCCAGGUUUGAUGGAAAAAUACAUGGAACAGCCUCCGUUAAAAGACCUGAUCAGAAAAUGUAGACACAGAUACCUGAAGCAGAAGAACCUCGAACUUCCAGAGCUGUUAACACGCUUGGAUCAAAUCGUAAAAGAGAACAAUGGAGAGCAUGUCAGCUGUGAUGUGUUUGAGGACACAACAGCUUCUUUACCAGGGUUGUAUGGUGUUACAAAAAUCCCUGAACAACUCUCACUAUCAGAGAAAACCCCAAAGACUCACACAUCUGGAUUCAGGAUUGUGCUGCUGGGAAAAUGUGACGACAAACAGACAAAACUUGGUAACUUCAUCAUCAGGGACCAAGGUUUUAAUCACCACAAAACCUCCCCAACCGGGCAAAGUGUGGCCACCUGUGGAGAGUGGAGAGGAAAACCAUUAACAGUAGUGAAAACUCCAGACAUCUUCAGUCUGACUGUGGAGAAGCUGAGAAGAGAGGUGAAGAGCUGUGAGACUCUUUGUCCUCCUGGACCAAAUGUUCUGCUGCUGUUAGUGAAGCCUUCUGAUUUCACUGAGGAGAACAGACAAACACUGAAGUUCAUCCUGAGUUUGUUUAGUCAAGAUGCUUUUAAACACUUAAUGGUCAUCAGCACACAUGAUGGAACAAGUAGCUCUGUCAGUCAGCUGCUUAAAAACUGUGGAGGAAGACACUACAGGAUGGUAGAAGAAGACCAUGGACAGCUGAUGGAGAAGAUUGAGAACAUUGUGCAUGAAAACAGAGGAGCCUUCCUCACCUUCACUGAAGAGACCAUCAGACCAAAGUCUGAACACAUCAAACCAGCUUUAAACCUGGUUCUGUGUGGGAGAAGAGGAGCAGGGAAGACUUCAACAGCCAAGGCCAUUUUAGGUCAGACAGAGUUUCAUUCAGUCUCCAACUCAUCAGAGUGUGUUAAACAUCAGGGAGAGGUGUGUGGACGUUGGGUUUCCCUGGUGGAGCUGCCUGCCUUGUAUGGACAACCUCAGGAGGCAGUGAUGGAGGAAUCACUCAGGUGUAUCUCCCUCUGUGAUCCUGAGGGCGUCCAUGCCUUCAUCCUGGUCCUACCUGUGGGUCCCCUCACUGAUGAAGACAAGGGAGAGUUAGAGACCAUCCAGAACACAUUCAGCUCUCGAGUCGAUGACUUCACCAUGAUUCUGUUCACUGUGGAGUCAGAUCCUGCAGCUCCAGCUGUUGUUAACUAUCUAAAGGAAAACAAGGACAUCCAGGAGCUCCGUCAGAGCUGUGGAGGAAGAUAUGUUGUUCUCAACAUCAAGGACAAGCAGCAGAUCCCAGAGCUGCUGGACAUGGUGGACAAGAUGAGACAAUCUGAAAAUAAACCAUCCUACUAUACAGCUGUAACAUUUGCACGUGCACAAAUGGAAAAGGUCAUACAACAAGAGAAGCUGAUGAAGAAGAACAAGAUCACUUGUGAUGAUGAGGAGCAGAGCCCAGAGAGUCUCAGGAUUGUGCUGAUAGGGAAGACUGGAAGUGGAAAGAGCUCUACAGGAAACACCAUUCUAGGAAGAGAUGAGUUUAUAAACAAAUCAAGUCAAAAAUUAGUCACCAAACUUUGUCAGAAAGCACAGAGUGAAGUGGACGUUCGUCCGGUCGUUGUGGUCGACACCCUUGGUCUGUUUGACAAUAGUUUGACCCAUGAAGAGGUUCAUGAGGAGAUGGUGAAAUGCAUCAGUCUUCUGGCUCCAGGACCACAUGUCUUCCUGUUGGUGUUACAGAUCGGCAGAUUUACACCAGAGGAGAAGGAGACAUUAAAACUCAUCAAGAAAGCCUUUGGGAAGAAUGCUGAAAAGUUCACCAUCAUUCUUUUAACUGGAGGAGAUAAACUAAAGCGUGAGAAAGUUUCCAUUGAAGAAUAUAUUGAAAAUAAAUGUGAUGCUUCCUUUAAGAAGCUGAUCUCUGACUGUGGAGGAAGAUACCAUGUGUUUAAUAACUAUGAUGAACAAAACCGCACACAAGUCAGUGAGCUGAUAACCAAGAUUGACACCAUGGUGAAGGAAAAUGGAGGCAGCUGCUACACCAAUGAGAUGCUGCAAGAGGCCGAGGCAGCUAUAAAGAAAGAAAUGGAGAGAAUCCUGAAGGAGAAGGAAGAAGAGAUGAAGAGAGAGAGGGAGGAGCUUCAAAGAAAACAUGAGGAGGAAAUGGAAGAGAUGAAAAGAAGAAUGAAAGAACAGAGAGCAGAAACUGAAAAAGAGAGAAAACUGAGAGAAAAACAACUUAAAGAAAAGGAGGAGAAGAUAAAGAAGGAAUGUGAGGAGAGAAAGAAAGAACAGGAAAUGAGAGAAGAAGAAGACAAGAGAAAACAACAGGAAGAAAUUCAAAGACAGGAGUUGAAACGAAAAUGUAAAUCUUUGGAGCAAAAUAUAAGAUCAGAGUCAGAGGAAAAGGAAACCAUUGACAGAAAGCUGAAGGAGAGCAGAGAAGAGAUGAGAAAAGAACGAGAGAACUGGGAGAAAACACAAAGAGAAUGGUGGGAAAAACGAUAUGAAGAAGAAGAACAGAGACGACAGGAGGAACACAGAAGACUUAGAAAGCUUCAAGAAGAAUACGAACAGGAAAGAGAAAAUUAUGAAAAGAAAAGAAAGGAAGAGGACAGAAUCAGAAGAGAACAAGAGGAAAAAGAGAAACAAGACAUUAUGGAGAAACAUAAGAAAGAAAUGGAGGAUCUGAAGAAGACAAAUGAAGAGGAGGCCAGAAAGAAAGCUGAAGAGUUUAAUGAAUACAAACCGAACAACACACCAGUGUUGAUACAGAACAACACAUCUCUCUGUUCCAUUUCAUGAGGAUUUGUUUCAUGUAAACAUCUCAUCAACAGAACAGUUUCAGAUGUUUGUCCUUUUUUCUGUUUUCAUUUGGUUUCAAGAAACAGAUUUCACUGUGAGUUUUGGCAGUGGACUACACUGUGAUGCAUACCAUGGCCACUGAAAUACCGUUUACUUGCAGAGCGUUUGUCUCACUGUCUGUUAACAUGAGAAGGGGAGAGCGACUCCGCGACUACGCAGGAGGAGUGUCACUUGUUAUGAUGAUUGUGUCCUCUUACAUUUAAUAUUUUAAGCAUUUUCUUUUACUAUUAUUAUUGUUACUGUUAUUAUUACUAUUAUUGUUAUGUCUUACAGAUAUAUAUGUAUUGUGUUUAUUUGUCCUUAACCUUACCUUCUCCUAUACUACUUAUGUUAGUCGGUCCACAUUUACUAGGGUUUAGGUCAGAGCUGUGAGAUUGUUUUAGUGUUUUCCCCUCUUGUUGUUCCUCCCCUCUCCUUGAAUGUUCGUUCAAGGCCGGAAAAGUAUCUCUGUUCCCCAAAACAUAGAAACGUAGACUGUGUAAAUGAUUAUGCUUCCCAGCAGGUCUCUGGAGCAGCUGUAUAUGUGUUUUAGUACUUCUAUGUUUAUUCACUUUUGUUAAAUAAAUUCUUCAAAGACAACAGUUUGUUGUAACUCAAUUAUUUGCUCCAUCACUCACCAGCAAGAUACUAUUUCCACAACAUCGCUUCCCGUGUGAAAAGACCUAAACCGUAAUGAAUUAAACAAUAGUGUUUCUGUUAUUUAGUCUAGCCUCACAGAUUAAGGCUUAUCAUGUUGGACUGACCACACAGCUGAUCUCAGACUGAUUCUGAUUAUAACUUUUAAGGAGUGAAUGGUGAUGAUAUUCAAAUAAAACAUAGCGAAAGUCACUGUGAGACAAAAUUUUCCAAACUGCUGUUACAAUAAAAAAACCCAAAUAUUUGUUCUAAUUAAAUCUUUUCAUGUUGCUCAUCUAACAUCAGAUAGUCUUCGCCUUCUCCCUAACAGCUUUGUCUGAAACGUCUGCUGCGUUCAGCUAUUCAUAUUCCCCGGUGAUCUCAGCCUACGAUCGAUCACGCCAUCGCCUUCAUCCGCACCACAGGGCAAGGAGCCUGGCUAUCCAAGGCCGACAUCAUCAGCGCUUCAAAUGCUUCCCAUUCAAACGACUAGUGGCACCUUUUCAGCGUUUCUGGAAGGGUGCUUACUACUUUGCAGUAAUAAUUAAAUUAUUAAAACAACAUGAUACAACACGUCAGUCUCCUGCAUACUUCCUGUCAAAAGCAGCAUUGUCUAUUUAUAUAUUUGAUGGUAAAAGCGGGACUAACCGUAAGACUCGCUUAAGACGCAUGUGAAGGGAACGUGGAUGCAAUUAAGAGACUUGAGCUCACACAUAUUACCCUGUUAAUCACUACAUGGUGAAAUU